AUGGAACACCACCACCAGCUGAAUCACCAAAUGAUGGCCACCUCGAACUCUUCGCCCUCUCCUGCCUCUGUCAUUGAAUCGCGAGAAUCCGCCAUCAUCAGCAGCAUCGGUUCCCACUCUGCCAUCGAUAGCAACAACAACAGCAGCCACCAUCACAACAACAACGGCGCCAGCGGCGGCCGCAGCAGCAAUCACUCGAAUCAGAGCAGCCCAGGCGAAAGCAUCGCAAUCAAGGCGGAGAACCCCAACUCUUCCCCGUCCACCAUCUCUGGGCCACUUUCUCAGGGUGACACUGCUUUGGCCACGGCAACAGCAAUGACCACCACCACCACUAGCCCGAUUGCAAGCGUGGAGGCGACGAAUCGAAGUCAAAGUGUAAACAGCAACAGCAGUCACGAGAGUAACGGCAACGGCGGUCAAGGGACGGCUGCAGUGGGCCUGAAUGGCGAGGGCAAGGACAGUUCAGCCGCCGCCGCUGCCGACCAGCACUCGUCCUCAUCGUCCCCAGUCUCCUCGCAUUCGCUCAAGUCAGGCUCUGACCAGCAGACAGCGCAGUCAGCACUGAUGGCCGGCAGUGAAGAGGAGAAACAGAGUAACAACGGCGCAGGCAACAAGUCACCGCACACUCAUGUCAUCACCGAGGCGCCAUCAUCCUCUCGUGGCGAACACCAGCUCAAGCAGGAGUACCUGUCCACCUCCUCUUCGCCCAUUCUCAGCCACUCGCUGGUGAACAGCAGUCAGCAGCAGCCAAUGUCACCGGCGACGAGCAGCAGCGGCGGCAUGGUCAUCGCCGCAGCCGCCGCGGCCGCCUCUGCCUCGGCCACUGGAUCACCGGAGUCGAUGAGCAACAGCAAUGGCUCUAAUGCAAACAGCAUCAUUCAGGAGCUGCCCCACGCGCAGAUCAUCAGCAAUGAGCAGAUGAACAGCUGGCACCAGCCUCAGCAUCAGCAGCAGAACCAGCAUCUCCACCAUCAGGCGAACAGGGGCAACGGACAGAGACCCUCACUGUACGGUGGUAGUAAUGGCGGCAGUAAUCAGCACCAUCGCCUGCUCGAUCAGCAGCAGGAGCAUGAAAAUGAAUCUCCACAUCAGUCGAAUCCCAGUUCGCCUCGAUUCUAUCUUCAACCGCAUCUACAGCAACACCACAGCAAUGGCACACAUUCACAGGCUUCAUCACUGUACGGCGGCAACCAAAAUGGCGCCAUCAGCAACGCUGGUUCCUCGAACAUGGUGCUUACACUAAGCUCUUCCGGGCCUAGCAACUACUCGCCGACUCACUCGAACAGCCUCUACGCUCAUCAACAGCAGCACCCGAAUCAGCACUCUCAGCAUCAGCAACAGCAUCACCACCAGGAUGCACUGCACCAGGCAGUCUCCAGCAGUCACAUCGACACUUCAGUGGUUUCCAGUGGUGGCAACAGUUCUGGCCGCAGUUCCCUGCUCAACAAUGUUCGCGUUAUGGCGGGAAUCGGCGAUGAAGAGGGCGCUGGUGGUCACGGAGUGAGCCAGGCAGAGGCCUACGCCCACGCCAUUGCCCAGCACCAGGCGGCGCAGGCGGCCGCCUCUGCCGCCGAGCACAGUCCGCAGAAUGUGGCCGUGGCGACGAAGAAUGUGCUGCCGCAGCCUGUGGCCGCCCACACGCAAUACUCGCACCACGGACUGACGCACAACGCCCACUACGACUCCUUCUACACCUCUUCGGCGAACAGUGUCACUAGCAAUCCACUGGUGCUCACCAGCACCGGUCCCAUCAUCAAUGGCCACCCGAGCACGCCCACCGUAGUGCAGUACGCUGCUCCCAAUCAUCAUAACCUUAUUCUGAACCAGUCAGGUGGUGGCCACCACCAUCACGGUGCCCAGGGUGCCCAGAACCCGCAAAUAUGGACAACGACAGAUGCCCAGGCGGCUUAUAUGACUCAGGGAAGCAUCUCACCAACCGUACAGUUCGGCGACGGCAGCACCGCCGAGCUGGUGACCGUGCCGGGCAGUAAUCGACUGGCGCUGAACAACCUCAGCCUGGCGUACAGCACCAGUGGCCCCACCGGUAAUGGCAGCCACUCGGUGGCGGCUGCUGCCGCUGCGGCCAACCACGCCGCCGCCGCGGCCGCCACUGUCAGCGUCAACAACGGCGGAUGGCCAGGGCUUACCUUCUUCGACAACGGCUCAGGCUACCCUACGGUGAUGGGACAGGCGACGGCAGGCGGCGGUGCCCAGGGACUGGAGCUGAACAAUGUCCGUCUGGCGACUGCCGCUAACCAGCUCGGACAGUAUGAAGGUGACUACUUCGACAAUACUCCUCGGGAGUGCGUCAACUGCAGCGCAGUGGCGACGCCGCUGUGGCGUCGUGACGGCACCGGCAACUACCUGUGCAACGCCUGCGGCCUCUUCAAUCGCACCAACGGCAUGCACCGGUCACCCAGUCGACCGCACAAGAAGACGAGCAACAACAGACGGGCGGGGCUCACCUGCUCCAACUGCAAGACCGCCACGACGACGCUCUGGCGGCGCAACAACCAAGGUGAACCGGUGUGCAAUGCCUGCGGCCUCUACUACAAACUGCACAAUGUUAAUCGUCCGCUGUCGAUGAAGAAGGAAGGCAUUCAGACGCGCAAACGAAAGCCCAAGGCUAACGUCGGCCACUCGGGUGGUGGGGGUAGCCAGAACAGCUCACUCUCCGUCAGCAGCACCCCGGAUGGACUUGUUGGCCCGGCUGGCAAGGGAUCAGGAUCAA
Messenger RNA from Rhagoletis zephyria (snowberry fruit fly), 2731 nucleotides. NCBI's taxonomy places the organism in Eukaryota, Metazoa, Arthropoda, Insecta, Diptera, Tephritidae. The record is from RefSeq and is a predicted model, not a curated record.